AAAAAACAUGCAACUUUCUCAUCAUUAUCAUCAUCAUUUCUCAGUAAAAUGCCAGACUGAAUUGCACUCAAGAAGCUCCACGCUGACUCUAUACUUGGAUUUCUUGAACUAUUGAUAACUCCGAUGAUUAUGAGAGCGUUUUGUUUGAGCUGGCUUUCUCUUGCUUUACUCUGCUGCCUUUUACACGAGAGUUGUAUUAGCCUGGGAGAUACAGAACAAGCUAGCUCACCACCAAGGGGUUGGAACUCUUACGAUUCCUUUUGCUGGAUAAUUUCCGAAGAUGAAUUCCUUCAAAAUGCGCAACUCGUCGCCGAACACCUCAAAGAUCACGGGUACCAGUAUGUGGUGGUGGAUUACCUUUGGUAUAGGAGGAAAGUGAAAGGGGCUUAUGUUGAUUCUCUUGGAUUUGAUGUUACCGACGAAUGGGGAAGGAUGGUGCCCGAUCCAGAUCGAUGGCCAUCAUCCAAAGAUGGAAUUGGGUUCGCAAAAGUUGCGGAGAAAGUUCAUGGCAUGGGUUUGAAAUUUGGGAUUCAUGUCAUGAGAGGUAUAAGUACUCAGGCAUUCAAUGCAAACACGCCUAUCCUUGAUGUUACCACGGGCAAAGCUUAUGAAGAAGAUGGCCGAAAGUGGUCUGCAAAGGACAUUGGAAUAAAAGAGAGAGCUUGUGCAUGGAUGAAAAAUGGUUUCAUGAGUGUGAACACCAAAUUGGGAGCUGGACGAGCUUUCUUAAGGUCACUCUAUCAACAAUAUGCCGAGUGGGGUGUUGAUUUUGUUAAACACGACUGUGUAUUUGGUGAGGAUUUGGACCUAGAAGAGAUAAGAUACGUUUCGCGGGUCUUGACAGAACUUAACCACUCGAUCUUGUAUUCUUUGUCCCCUGGAACUAGUGUGACACCAGCCAUGGCACGUGAUGUUAGUGAUCUUGUAAACAUGUACCGAAUUACAGGGGAUGACUGGGAUACAUGGGGAGAUGUUGCGGCCCAUUUUGAUAUUUCACGGGAUUUUGCAGCUUCUAAUUUGAUUGGUGCAAAAGGACUGCGUGGAAAAUCGUGGCCAGACUUGGAUAUGCUUCCAUUGGGUUCGCUAACAGAUCCAGGUUCAAAUGAAGGUCCUCAUAGGAAAUGUAAACUUAACCUGGAUGAGCAAAGAACCCAGGUGACAUUGUGGGCCAUGGCCAAGUCCCCUCUCAUGUUCGGAGGCUUACUAGCUGCCGAGAUGUCAAGGCCAAAGGCUGGUCUGAUGGGGCCAUUGAUGGCGAUGAUCGAGAACAAUUGUGCUGGAAAAAGGAGUCAAGAAAAGGAUAUCAAGAGCCCUUUUGCCUUUACAAAAGAACAGCGCUUUUCACAUGCCAACCAGAUAUGGGAGCUGAAACGUAAUGGCACCUUGCUGAACAGCUAUUCUGGUUUAUGUGCAUCUAUUAGAACAGGAAAAGCUAAUUCUGAUUCUGCCAGAAACCGCGCUUGGGUUGCUACUGGAAGAAGAGGAGAGAUUUAUGCAGCAAUUUUCAAUUUGGACACCGAAAAGGCUGAGAUAUCAAUGAGGAUAAAUGACUUGAGGAAGGCUCUUCCUGGUAAAGAUUUUGAGCGUGCUUCAUGCAAGUGCAGAGAAGAAUGGACUGCGAAAGACUUUGGAGUCGUAAAUGACUCAAUUUCGACACAAGUGGAAACCCAUGGUGUUGCUCUUUUUGUCCUCAAUUGUACUUAUAGCUAAUUAUAAGAUUAUGCUCUCUAGGCCGUCUAAUGAACAAUGUUCAUGCAACACUACUGAAAGAUAUGUGAGCUUCACUAUAAAUGCGGAAGAAAAAGGUGCCUGUAAUAAAACAGUGUGGUCUUUGCAUAUAUUUCCAUAUUUCGUAUUAUUCUGUAUUUUCAGUCCUGGGGCAAUCUACAGAAAUACCCCCAAGUUUGAUUUCUGUGGGAUUUGCUUCCCUUAUAAAUGUCACACAUCCAUUUUAGGGAAAAAAUAUUUGAAAAUCCUUGAGGUUUGGUUCUAGUUUGAGUUGAAGGGGGUGAUUCCAAUAUCCUUCGACUGUGGUGGGAGUUUUAAACAAGUUUUAUAUAUUUUAUCUUGUUUUUAAUUAGGAAAAAUGUACAAGCUCAAGG
Messenger RNA from Striga asiatica, 2102 nucleotides. The record is from the annotation of a GenBank genome assembly. NCBI's taxonomy places the organism in Eukaryota, Viridiplantae, Streptophyta, Magnoliopsida, Lamiales, Orobanchaceae.